AUGGCUGCUCGAACCCCCGCGCGAGAAGCAGCAGCUGCCAAGAUGGCCAUGCCCUCGUCCUUACUGAAGCGAGCGGCGCUUACCGCAUCCGACGAAACGCUGCUCGUCUCGGCUCUCAAGAUGCUCGCCACUUUUGACAACGCCAAGAACACCGUAUUUGCGCUCGUCGUCUACCGCUACUCAACACGUCUGCUGCGACAUGUUCGCGCGUACGGUAUCUCGGAAAGUCUCUACCAGCUUUAUUGUCUGGUUUCGGCGCAAGUGUUUGCACUGAUCCUCAAGACGCCCGCGGCAAAACGCAAGGUGAAGCGCGAACUCGACACGGCCAUGGCCGAAGUGGAAGCCAAGAUUGUACCGCGUCCGUCGCACCUCGGGAUCCACCACCAGCUGCCGCAGCUUGGAAAAGAGACCGAAUGGAUCAAGACCGAGCUCGCCAAACUACAGAUCAUGGAGGCCGGUGUGGACGCCAAACUGGUCGAGGCGGAUUGGGAGAAUCGCGACGGUCAGAUGGUGUGGAAGGGCGGUAAAGUAUCUGGCGCCGUAUAUCACGGCGGUGAUGAUCUGAGCGAUCUAUUGGCGGAUACGAUCAAGCAGUUCCUGGUAAGCAAUCCUUUGCAUCCGGACGUGUUCCCUGGAGUGAGGAAGAUGGAGGCCGAGGUCGUGAGUAUGGUGCUCAAGAUGUACAAUGCGCCCGCAGGUGCGGUGGGCGCCACGUCGAGCGGCGGCACAGAGUCGAUCCUGCUUUCGUGUCUGGCCAUGCGAGAGUGGGCGCGAGCGACCAAGGGCAUCAAAGAGCCCGAGCUGAUCGUCAGCGUUUCCGCCCACGCUGCGUUUGACAAGGCCGGCCAGUACUUUGGCAUCAAGGUGCACCACAUUCCCGUCGACACAGUGACGCGAAAAGUACAGGUGGCACGCGUAGCCAGGGCGAUCAACUCGAACACAAUCGGCCUCGUCGGUUCGGCGCCCAACUUCCCCGAUGGCAUCAUCGACGACAUCCCCAACCUCGCCAAGCUAGCCAAGCGCCACAAGAUCCUGUUGCACGUCGACUGCUGUCUGGGCUCGUUCCUGGUACCGUUCUUGGAAAAAGCCGGCUUUGAAUCCGAGCCGUUUGAUUUCCGCAUCGAUGGCGUCACAUCCAUCAGCUGCGAUACGCACAAGUACGGUUUUGGUCCGAAAGGCCUCUCGACGAUUCUCUACCGUUCGGCGGAUCUACGACGGUUCCAGUACUACGUCAAGACCGACUGGCCGGGCGGAGUGUACGCUACACCCACCCUAUCCGGUAGUCGACCAGGCUCGCUCAUCGCCGGCACUUGGGCGGCCAUGAUGAAGAUCGGUGAGUCUGGCUACACCCAGUCUUGCCGUGACAUUGUGGGAGCAGCUAAAGAGAUCUCGACGCGCAUCGAACGCGAGAUCCCGGAACUCCGAGUGCUCGGUCGGCCGCUCGUCUCGGUCGUCGCUUUCGCCAGCGCAGCCCCGAACUCGGUAUCCAUCUAUGAUGUAGGCGACCACAUGUCGAGCAAAGGCUGGCACAUGAACGGUCUCGGUGGUGACACCCCGGCAAUCCACAUAGCCGUGACAAGACUCACAAUCCCGGUCCUCGACCAGCUCAUCACGGACCUCAAAGCCGCCGUCAAACACGCGCGCUCCUCGUUCACCGGCCAGAAAGGCAGCAUGGCCACGCUGUACGGCUUAGGCAGCGGCGUCAGCGCAACCGCCAUCGUAGGCCAGUUGGCAUCUAGGUUCGUCGACACGCUGUACCUCGUCUAG
Molecule: messenger RNA, 1767 nt
Organism: Mycosarcoma maydis (corn smut)
Lineage: Eukaryota; Fungi; Basidiomycota; Ustilaginomycetes; Ustilaginales
Product: putative sphingosine-1-phosphate lyase
Exons: 1
Coding region: 1-1767 (588 amino acids)
Biological process (GO): carboxylic acid metabolic process; sphingolipid catabolic process
Cellular component (GO): endoplasmic reticulum
Molecular function (GO): pyridoxal phosphate binding; sphinganine-1-phosphate aldolase activity
Source: RefSeq, a predicted model, not a curated record